Symbiodinium sp. CCMP2592 is the source of this 444-nucleotide messenger RNA. Lineage: Eukaryota; Dinophyceae; Suessiales; Symbiodiniaceae. The record is from the annotation of a GenBank genome assembly.
AUGAAGUACGAAUCGGUUGCUGAUCGCUUUACCUCUGACGACCAGUUCAGAGGUCGCAUGGUGCAGGAAGGCCGCAACAUGGAGGACACGCAGAAAUUCGAUUACAUGUCGUAUGCAAUCCUUUCGGACCCUGGGAGGUCGGAGGAGCAGCGCCACCUUCGGGCAGGCUCGUGUUAUCAAUCCGAAGACUCCGCUGGAAUCGGUCCGGCCAAAUUGGUCUUCUAUGCCAACUGCGAUGUGGAGCCCAUGCGUACUCUUCGCCCUCUGGAUGACACCACAGACUUCCCAAUGGGAGUCACAUACAUGGGUGCAUUCCUCAGCCCACGGCUCUUCUGCGAGAUCGCGGCGGUCAACAAGAACGCCAAAAGAAUCCUCACCUUCGACGGAGAGGUCUAUCUCAGCUCAGAAACGGUGAACGACCGCUCGGGACGUUUUGUUUUAUAA